CUCCUUUCUUUUCUCCUCCUUCCACCCGGCUGUAUGGACCGGAAGAGUCCUUGAACCAAAAUAGUUCGGCAGACACUUCCGGGACCGGAGCUCCGGGUUCCGGGACAGUGCUGGCUGGAGCGGGAAAGGCAGCCGUGGCGGCCGCUGCAGGAUGAAGAAGGAGCAUGUUCUGCACUGUCAGUUUUCCUCUUGGUACCCCCUCUUCCGAAGCCUUACCAUCAAGAGUGUUGUUCUUCCACUUCCUCAGAAUGUGAAAGAUUAUUUACUCGAUGAUGGAACCCUGGUCGUUUCAGGAAGAGACGAUCCACCAACACACUCUCAGCCAGAUAGUGAUAAUGAAGCAGAAGAAAUCCAGUGGUCCGAUGACGAGAAUACAGCCACACUCACGGCACCAGAAUUUCCCGAGUUUACCACUAAAGUCCAGGAAGCUAUCAACUCCCUGGGGGGCAGUGUCUUUCCUAAGCUUAACUGGAGUGCCCCAAGGGAUGCCUACUGGAUAGCAAUGAAUAGUUCUCUGAAAUGUAAAACCCUCAGCGAUAUCUUUCUGCUCUUCAAGAGUUCUGAUUUCAUCACUCGUGACUUCACUCAACCAUUUAUUCAUUGUGCUGAUGAUUCCCCAGAUCCUUGCAUGGAAUAUGAGCUUGUUCUUAGAAAAUGGUGUGAAUUAAUUCCUGGGGCUGAGUUUCGAUGUUUUGUCAAGGAAAACAAGCUUAUUGGUAUUUCUCAAAGGGACUACACACAAUAUUAUGACCAUAUAUGUAAACAAAAGGAAGAAAUUUGCAGAUGCAUACAAGACUUUUUCAAGAAACACAUACAGUAUAAAUUCCUAGAUGAAGACUUUGUAUUCGAUAUCUAUAGAGACAGUAGGGGGAAGGUGUGGCUAAUUGACUUUAAUCCAUUUGGUGAAGUCACAGACUCACUCCUGUUUACUUGGGAAGAACUAAUAUCAGGAAGAAACUUAAAAGGUGAUUUUAGUGAAGGAGAUGCUCAGGAACAGGAUUCUCCAGCUUUCCGCUGCACAAACAGUGAAGCUACAGUUCAACCCAGCCCCUAUCUGAGUUACCGACUGCCCAAGGAUUUUGUGGACCUCUCUACUGGGGAAGACGCUCACAAACUAAUAGAUUUUCUUAAACUGAAAAGAAAUCAGCAAGAGGAUGACUGAGUAGCCUGCUAGAGUUCAAGACUGAGUUAAAGAGGGAGCCAAUGCUACUUUAGGAGGCUGCACAUAGGCCACAACUUCCUAUUAACCCUAACGAGUGGGGGUGGGGGCAGGCAGUGUGGAAACCAAUAGCUUUUAUAUCAAUGUAUGCUCACCUGGAACAAUGUGGAGGGACUUUGCUACUUGUAAAAAUAACAUAAUAAAUAGAUCUUGAACAUAGGGAACCAUACUGUUCUGAUAAUAAAAUGCUUUCUAUGAAAUA
This is a messenger RNA of Tupaia belangeri chinensis (Chinese tree shrew), 1421 nucleotides long. It is a transcript of the gene CDC123, whose product is annotated as cell division cycle 123. Bases 152 to 1162 code for a protein of 336 amino acids. Gene Ontology annotation, cellular component: cytoplasm. NCBI's taxonomy places the organism in Eukaryota, Metazoa, Chordata, Mammalia, Scandentia, Tupaiidae. The record is from RefSeq and is a predicted model, not a curated record. The transcript has 13 exons.